UUGACAGCAUUGCACUGUAGUUCAUUUCUAGUUUAGUUGUUGCAUGCACCGCGAUCACAGUUGCUCCGCGCACUUGCUACUUCACACAGAUCAGGUUUUUUUUUGCUACGAGCAACGAACGAACGAAGUACCCAAUACGAAGUGUUGUCCUCGUCGCUUGCAGCUGGCAUUACAUUUCUUCGUUUCCCUUUUAACAUACAUAUUCUAAGGUGCGAAAGAGAACAAGUGGCUGGCAAAGCAGGUUGCACUCCACGCGCACACACACACAAGCAUACAGGCUGAAGCAGAAUGUAAAACGCAUCCCCGGAAAUGCCAAUAGAAAGAACAAAAACAACAAGAGCAUAAAUAAGAAAGGCAAUUAAAAGCAUAAAGUGAUCAAAACUAAAACAACAAAGCAUUGCGAAAGAGAAAGAAAUCAAUAAAACCUGCGUGUAAGAGUGGUGUCGAGCUAUUUAAAUCAAUGCAGCUUUCUGCAUUUAAGUUGCUCAACACACACACAAACACACACACACCCACACACACUUUGGUAGCCAAUUUCUGAAUGGAAUAAUUAUGUUGUGAUGGGAUCGUGCUCGUGUACACGGCGACACUUUCUGCUGUCAAUAUGCUUCCUGCAAAUGAUAACGAUAAUCGAACGCCAGGUAUUCGACUUUCUCGGAUAUAUGUGGGCGCCCAUAUUGGUCAACUUCUUUCAAAUACUAUUCGUUAUAUUUGGAUUCUAUGGCGCAUAUCAUUUUAGAAUCAAAUACAUCAUAACUUAUUUGUUGUGGAACUUUGUGUGGAUUGGCUGGAAUGCGUUUAUGAUAUGCUUCUAUUUAAAUGUCGGCAACCUGGAUAAUAGGGAGAGCGAUUUGUUGAAUAUGGGCACUGGGAGCGCAUCGUGGUUCGAGGCAAAUGGUUAUGGCUGUAAGCCCACCUAUAACACAUCCAUAUCCGAUGAUCCAUUUCGUCCCCUGCGCCCGGAGCGUGUCGAGGACUGUCUAUUGGACUAUACACUUGUUGAGGUCAUACACUCCGGAGUACAGUGCGCGCUGGCGCUGCUGGGUAUACUUGGUGCAAUUCUAAUCAGCUGCAUAUUUCUCGAUGAGGACGACAGAUUGAAGCACAUUAACAAGCAGUCAAAGCAUCGCCAGUCGUUGUACUCCAUUGAGUUUGGCAACAGCAGCGACACAAUACGACAUCGUGGCGAUGUGAUUGGCGGUGAUGCCCAGGAUCAGGAUGGUGGCGAAUUGAGUCCCAAACCGAUGACACCGCGUCGCGUUAAACGUCGUUCGGUGAUGGCACGCGGUUCACAUGGCAGACAAUCGAGCGGUGGACGUUCUCAUCAUGGUUCCAGGGAUACGCUUCGAUCCAAACAUAGCUCGGGAGGAGGAGCAGGAGCAGACAGCAGUGGCAGUGGCAGCUAUGUGAGAAGCAGCACACGCAGUUCCCGUCGCAAAUAUCAUCAGAAUCCGGUCACCAAGCUGCUGGAUCAACAACAACUGCAACAACAACAGCAACAGCAACAAUAUCAACAGCCACAACUGGGCUCAUUUCAUCGCCAGGAGAAACGUUCACUCACCGCCAGCAAUUUGCAAUAUUUAAACAAUGAUAUUGUUAAGAAUAGCAAUAAUAUUGCCGCGGCACAAUUGGAAAGUCUGGGCAAGAGCAACAAUCAUUAUUAUCACAGUUAUCGCAAGAAUAUACCACUCGAUCCCAUUUAUUAUAAUACAAAUGGUCAGGGCAUGUUGUUGCCACCAAAUAUGGAAGAGCAGGCAUCGCCACCGUUGCCACCACCGCCUGUGGCACCCAUUGGUGGUGGUGGUCAUUACAAUGCCAGUUAUCAACACUCCAAUACACAGCUGAACAACGAUGAUUUGUAUAAUAAUCGACCGCCUUCGGUGCGCUCCAGUUACUCCAAUUUUCAUGGCUCACGUCCACUUUCCACGGCCAAUUACAAUGCCAGCGAGAAUGUCUUUGCGGGAUUGAGUGGUGCCAGUCCACCUCAAGCACCCUGUACACCACCGCUCUAUCAGCAGCAUCCACUGCACCAUCAGCAACAACAGCAGCAACAACAACAACAAUAUUUGCCACCUCCUCCUUUGCCGGAACCGGCGCCUGUUUAUGUCAGCAGCAGUCAGCAACCAUCACAAGGACAGGGACACAUGUCAUUCUCCAAACGUACUGCUUCAAGGGAAAGCAUUCGCUCCAUGGCAUUUCUCAACAACGGACCGCCCGCCUACAAUCUCAACUAUCACACGCCGCCAGACUCGGAGACUACCAUGUAAAUCGCCAUUCUAUAGAUCUGUCUAUAACAUAUUCAAUCAUUUACAUCUGCGUUAACACAAUCCAGCUUUAAUAUCACGGGAUCGUCCAAAACUUCAAACAAUGAAUAAUAUAAGUCGCCUUCAACACUAGCCUUAAAAGCAGAAUUGGCUUGUGCGUCUUGCUGGCGCUGAAUUCUUAUUAUAAAUUCGCUUAAGAUCGAUAUAUGUUAUCCCAAAACAUGUAUUUAGAUAAUGUAAGCUCGCUAGAGAAUAGGACCUGUUCGCUCAAGUGCUUGUGCGCCUCUCUGGCGCCCAAAACAUAACGAUGAGAGCACUCGGAGCAGCAGGAGCAAAAAGGCUGACCACCGCUAAACUACAUCUCAGAUCUCUCGACAAUCUAUUGGAAACAAACCAUCAACCGCAUAGAACUAUCUAUAUUUAUAAAUCUGUGCUACAAGCUAGUUAUUCAAUCAUCCAGACUUACGCAUCGACCACAAUUCAUAAUUGAUUAAUCUGUAUAUUUAAUGUAUUUCUAAAAAAUAAGUUUAAGCAUAAUCUUCUGUCGUUUUACCAAAGUGCCUUUGUAUAUAUUACAACAAAUAAACGAUUCUUUUGUAUUCGAUUA
Messenger RNA from Drosophila innubila, 2871 nucleotides. RefSeq names its product sodium/potassium-transporting ATPase subunit beta-1-interacting protein (gene NKAIN). Gene Ontology annotation, biological process: regulation of sodium ion transport. The record is from RefSeq and is a predicted model, not a curated record. Bases 561 to 2267 code for a protein of 568 amino acids. The transcript is spliced from 7 exons. NCBI's taxonomy places the organism in Eukaryota, Metazoa, Arthropoda, Insecta, Diptera, Drosophilidae.